AUGAUAGAUGCCACAAUAGAACUAGAAUCUAGCUGGUUAUGGAGACAAUCGAGGCCUCCAAAUGUCAAGGAUCGAAAAGAAAGCACCAUACGAUGUCUUGGAGGUCGAGUUGUGGUCUCAGGUGAAGCAGUCCGAAACAGUUCUUUUGACACAUUGCUGGUGAGACUGAGAGGCAUUAUUCUAGUAUCCCAGGGAGAAGACACAUCCAUCGAAGAUCUCGUCACAUUGACCGAUGCCAAAUCGCUUUCUCAAUUCCAGCUUGAUGAGGCGAAUGGCAACAGCAAUGUGAGCUUUGGUUUUAGCUUACCUACCCACGCACCGAGACUAUGGGGUGGAACAAGAUACCUCCCACAGUCAGCAGUUCUUGCUGGAUUUGCUUCAAGGUUCCCCAACUCCAGCGGCUUGAAUGAUCAGAAAGUGACCCAGGGAGUCUGCGAAACCUCAUAUUGGGUCGAGGCAGAAUUUCGGCUUGAGGGACAACAAGUUGGUUUCUUAAUCAAAAAUGUACGGAUUUCGGAUCUAUAUCCUUGCUUACAAAUUGCGAUCGGACGGCCGGCUCAUCUGUCUAUCCCGAUCAAUUCUGGUUAUUUCGCGAAUUUGUUUUACAAAAGGACUGUCAACCUUUCAAUGACCUUUGGAGAGUCAGAGCCUAUCGCCUGGGACCAUAAAAUGGGUAAUCGAUACAUAUCCUUCCCACUAACACUCGCAAUGAAUACUCGGAGCUUCGCCAAGGAAGUUCUCCCCUGGGAUACCAGGCAGUCCCUCAGAUGCCGGGUCAAAGUCAAGUGGAGUAUGAAGGUCUCUUUUUCGACAACUCAGGACAACUCCAGUGCGUCGUUCGACACAGAUCGAGUUGUCCUCAAAUGGGUCGAGACUUCACCAAUUCAAAGUUCGUCGAUAUAUUUCCGCCCCGUGCUUAACUCCCAGGACACAACGGUCACAGACGCGGAGGUAGCGCCAUCUCAGUCUUGUACUGCAAUAUCUCAACUUGAUCUCCUGGCACCCGAUUUUAUCCAACAGCCGUCUAGUCAAUGGGGCCUUGUAUCGAGAGAAUACACCAUGGAGGUCACACUGAUCUUUGACAAGGUCGAUGGCCUAACGCUCCCUAAGUUUCACAGAAUCCUCCAUCUGGAUCUUCACACGCAGCAAAUCCAGCCAGCCAGUAUCUCUGCCACAACAAUGGGCGAAUACACCCCUCAUCCCGGAAAUGCUCUAAGGAAAGAGUUGACAGAAUUUGCUCACCGCCGUAGCAAUGAGGGGCCAUAUGCGGAUAAUUUGGACGUGGAUGUUCUAAUCGUUGGAGCUGGUUUCGGAGGCACGUACCUUCUCUACGAACUGCGCAAGGCCGGCUAUCGGACAACUGUAUAUGAUGCAGGCACCUCCUUCGGGGGCACUUGGAGGUGGAACGUUUAUCCUGGCGCCCGGGUUGACAGCGAAGUUCCGAUAUACGAGCUUGCCAUCCCCGAGGUCUACGAGACCUGGCACUGGACAACUAACUAUCCAGACUGGAAGGAGCUACAAGCGUAUUUUGCCCACGUUGAUAAGGUCCUGAACCUCUCUAAGGACGUUGCUUUCCAAACCGUGGUAACCUCGGCAGAGUUCGACGUUAAUUCCGGCAAAUGGACAGUGACAACUUCAGACGGACGCAGCUGUAAAGCCCGAUUCUUCAUCGCCGCCUCUGGAAUGGCCGCCAAACGCUACAUUCCUCAAUUCAAAGGCCUCGAAAAAUAUAAAGGUGUGAUCAAUCAUACUUCCUUCUGGCCUAAUGAAGACGUCGAUGUUCAAGACAAAAAUGUUGCGGUGAUCGGAACAGGCGCCUCAGGGGUUCAAGUUGCUCAAGAAUGGGGUCCCACUGUUAAGAGUAUGCACGUCUUUCAGAGGACACCAAAUCUCACUAUACCCAUGAGAAGACGAGACCUUACGAAGGAGGGACAAGACCAGCUUAAAAGCAUCUAUUCAAUGGUGCACGAAUUCCGCGAUCGAUGCUUCGCAGGCUUUCAUUAUGAUUUCUGUGAGCGCAACACCUUUGACGACACUCCGGAAGAGCGCGAGGCAUUUUUUGAGAAUCUCUGGAAGAUAGGUGGUUUCCGCCUCUGGCUUGCCAACUAUAAGGACUUCUUAUUUGACGACAAAGCAAAUCGCGAGACUUACAACUUUUGGCUCAAGAAGCAACGGGCGCGACUUACGGAUCCCGUCAAACAGGACCUCCUUUGCCCUCUUGAACCACCGCAUCCGUGGGGUGUAAAGCGGCCUUGCUUAGAGCAGAACUACUACGAAGUUAUGGACCAAAAGAACGUCACAAUCGUCGACAUUAGCGAUGAAUCUGGAAACGAUAUUGCAGAGUUCACAGAGAAGGGAAUCAAGAUGACGAAUGGUGACGAAUACGAAUUUGAGGUUAUCGCCCUUGCGACCGGCUUCGACGUCGCCACUGGCGGGCUAACUCAGAUGGGACUCAAGUCUAUCCGUGGUACAACUCUUGACGACGAAUGGAAGACGGGCAUCAACUCAUUCCUCGGAGUCACCAUUGAAGGAUACCCUAAUUUCUUUUACCUUUAUGCGGCGCAUGGUCCUACGCUUCUAUCUAAUGGUCCAUCAUGUGUGGAGGUCCAGGGUCGAUGGAUUCGCGAUGCGAUUAAUAUGAUUACCAGACAAAAUAUUAAGUACAUCAACCCGACUGACGAGGCAACUAAGCAGUGGAGGGAAAGAAUCGAUAGCCUCGCGAGCGCAACACUAUUUCCCAAAGCGAAGCGAAGCACUUACAUGGGAGGUAGCAUUCCUGGGAAAAAACGCGAAUUCGUCAGCUAUGCUGGCGGCUUGGGCAAUUACAGCGCAGAGAUUCGUGCCUGUUUGACAGGAUUCAAGGGGUUUGAGGUUGUGAAAGCCUAG
This is a messenger RNA of Cladophialophora bantiana CBS 173.52, 2886 nucleotides long. RefSeq lists its product as uncharacterized. Lineage: Eukaryota; Fungi; Ascomycota; Eurotiomycetes; Chaetothyriales; Herpotrichiellaceae. The record is from RefSeq and is a predicted model, not a curated record. The coding region runs from base 1 to 2886 and encodes 961 amino acids. Gene Ontology annotation, molecular function: oxidoreductase activity. The transcript is spliced from 5 exons.